Molecule: messenger RNA, 750 nt
Organism: Suillus paluster
Lineage: Eukaryota; Fungi; Basidiomycota; Agaricomycetes; Boletales; Suillaceae
Exons: 3
Coding region: 1-750 (249 amino acids)
Source: RefSeq, a predicted model, not a curated record
AUGGUAUCUUAUCUCAAGUCUCUCUCUAUCAUCCCUUCAUAUCACCGCCUUCUUGCUGCAGUUCAAAAGCUUCUGAUUCCAAGGCUGCGGAAACAGCAACUCCCUAUCUGGGUGUCCUGGACAUGGUCUCAGGCUUAUCUGCCUAAAGACAUCCAUGAGAAUAUGGAAACUGCCUCCGCUGCACUGGAGAAUUUGCUUAACUACAAGUUCAAUUCUCGUGGAUGGGGCAUGAUUGUGGUCCUGGGACUUGGACUUCUACUUCGUGAGUGUAGACAUGCUCAGGAGUAUGAAGAGGAUGAAGCCACAGAUGAUGUACCUGACUACUUGGGGAUAGAGGCUGAAGUCGAAGCCAUAUGGAAAGAUGAGAAUUUGGGGUUGUCCGUUGUGAGGCAAGAUAUUGAGAAGAGGCGUGGGGAGGAAAGAAAGAAGUUGGAGGAGAACCAGAAGGCAGAAGAGGCUAGGGUUAUUGAGGAGAAGAGGGUGGAAGAUGAGAAGAGGGCAAUGGAGGAGAAGAGGGUCGAGGAUGAAAAGAGGGCAAUGGAGAAGAAGAGGGUCGAAGAAGAGGCAAGAUUGGCUGAGGAAGCAAGCAAGGCAGAGAAGAGGGUGAGGAAAUCUAAUGCCAAAGGGAAGGGUAAGAGGCCUGCUGCAGAUGUGGAAGAGCCAUCCAAGAAAAAAGUGAAGUCUUCCCCUCCUGAUCCCCCUCGUCGUUCUGGGAGAGACAAAGUCGCAUCAAAGAAAUACAAUGCCUGA